This is a messenger RNA of Pelobates fuscus (common spadefoot toad), 2097 nucleotides long. It is a transcript of the gene CHRNE, whose product is annotated as cholinergic receptor nicotinic epsilon subunit. The transcript is spliced from 12 exons. Gene Ontology annotation, molecular function: acetylcholine-gated monoatomic cation-selective channel activity; transmembrane signaling receptor activity. The record is from RefSeq and is a predicted model, not a curated record. Gene Ontology annotation, biological process: nervous system process; signal transduction; chemical synaptic transmission. Bases 114 to 1649 code for a protein of 511 amino acids. Lineage: Eukaryota; Metazoa; Chordata; Amphibia; Anura; Pelobatidae. Gene Ontology annotation, cellular component: neuron projection; synapse; postsynaptic membrane.
UUCCUUCUCUCGGAACUAACACAUCCGUUCUUUAAAUAACUCUCUCCUCAGUUUCCCUCUUCCUCCGUCCUGUCCAUGGGAUUAUACAAUCCCUAGAAGCUGACGCUCUAAUCAUGACCUGGGUGCUCGGAGCUUUCUUUCUGCUAUCCUCGCUGAACUAUUCCUUGUCCAGCGAUGAGAAAAGACUAAUACAGGACCUGUUCUCCAAUUAUGACAGUAAUGCCAGGCCUUCGAAACACAUCGACGACAUCAUCAAUGUGAAACUUAAACUCACACUGACCAACCUCAUCUCCCUGAAUGAGAAGGAGGAAACUCUGACAACGAACGUUUGGAUACAGAUAGAAUGGGACGACUACCGCCUGACCUGGAACACGGCUGAUUAUGGCGACAUCGACAUUGUGCGUGUUCCUCAUCAUAUGGUAUGGUUACCGGACAUUGUACUGGAGAACAACAUAGAUGGCAAUUUUGAAGUGGCGUAUUAUGCUAACGUCCUUGUCUAUAGCACAGGAUACAUGUAUUGGUUGCCACCAGCCAUCUACCGGAGUACCUGCAGCAUCGAAGUGACCUAUUUUCCUUUUGACUGGCAGAAUUGCUCUUUGGUAUUCAGGUCUAAGACGUACAACGCAAAUGAAAUAAACAUGGAACUGGCCUAUGAUUUUGAAACAGAAAAGCUGAUAGAAUGGGUUGACAUAGAUCCAGAGGCGUUCACAGAGAACGGGGAGUGGGCAAUAAGGCAUCGACCAGCACGAAAGGUUAUUAAUCCAAAAUAUUCUCUAGACGACCUACAGCAUCAAGAGAUUUUAUUCUGUCUGAUCAUCCAGCGUAAACCUCUAUUUUACGUCAUCAAUGUUAUUGUGCCUUGUGUCCUUAUCUCCUCCUUGGGAGUUCUGGUAUACUUCCUUCCAGCCAAAGCUGGGGGACAGAAGUGUACAGUGUCCAUAUCAGUACUCCUGGCCCAGACUGUGUUCCUCUUCCUGAUUGCUCAGAAGGUCCCUGAGACAUCGCUCAGUGUCCCCCUCAUUGGCAAGUAUCUGAUCUUUGUCAUGUCCGUGUCGACUCUCAUUGUGCUGAGCUGUGUCAUUGUCCUUAAUGUUUCUCUGCGGUCACCAAGUACCCACCGUCUCACCGCCAACAUAAAGCAUAUGUUCCUGGAGGUGCUACCUCAAUACCUUCGGAUGACGGUGGAGCCCUGUGAAGAAGCUGAGGAGACCCCUCGCGAACGAAGGAGAAGCUCAUUGGGUAUAAUGCUCAAGGCUGAGGAGUAUAUCCUAAAGAAACCGCGUAGCGAGCUAAUGUUUGAGAGACAGAGGGAACGGCAUGGAAUGAGCAGGGGGCCCGGGGGCCACAAAGCGGAUGGUUUUGAUGUGGGGGUUACAGCCACGUUAUAUCGGAACCUGGCACAGUGUGCCCCAGAAAUCAAGGACUGCGUGGAUGCGUGUAACUUCAUCACAGUGAGCACAAAGUCACAAAAUGUCACAGGAGCGGAGAUGGAAAACUGGAUAAUGAUUGGAAAGGUAUUGGACGUUCUCUGCUUUUGGUGUAUGCUCCCAUUGUUUGUAGCAGGAACACUUGCCAUCUUCCUCAUGGGACACUUUAACACGGCCCCAGACAGACCCUUUGAGAAUGACGAUGGCCUCUACUCACCUUGAAUGAGUCACACCUUGACUUCUGAGCUUCCAGUGAGUGGGGACCUGAGUGCAAUGCAUAAGUUUACGCGUGGAUUAAAAUCCGUGUACGGUUACAGCGACACGGACGGUUCUCUUCUGCAUAACAUUUCUAAAUAUCCAGCACUGACAAAAAGCUGGAGGCAUAGCCGUGUCUCUGUAUAAAAGUUUACUCGUGUAAAAGUGCCACUGUUCUAGAUUAUAAAUUCACAUGUAUGUUUGUACAGCGCUAUGGAACAUGGUGGUGGCUAAUCAAUAAAAUGGAAUUACUUGACAACAUGACUAUGACGGGAGCUGUAACUCAUAACAGCUAAAAUUACCUGAAUUUCUAGAAAGUAAUGUUUGACCCCAGAUUUUCAGCCUGUCAUAAGAGAACAUCUAGUUAUAGAAAGCAAUGUGUCAUUGUGUAAACAAAUAUGUUGUUAUACAUUUA